Molecule: messenger RNA, 2073 nt
Organism: Aspergillus affinis
Lineage: Eukaryota; Fungi; Ascomycota; Eurotiomycetes; Eurotiales; Aspergillaceae
Exons: 2
Coding region: 1-2073 (690 amino acids)
Source: RefSeq, a predicted model, not a curated record
AUGAACCCUUUCAAGAAAAUCGAUCGACUCACCCCGGAAUCCUCCCUUGACAGUACGGGAUGGGCUACCAAGAUCCUCGACAAAGCCAUGGUCGCCGUCGGCUCCUAUGGCGACAAGGCCGUCUACGGAGCCUGCGCAGUGGGCAUGGCCGGUGCCAUUCAUGCCGCGGCGGCAGGCGCGAUUGCCUACCAGGUGGUCCAGGGAGUCGGGCAGCUUCGCCAGAUUGCCGGCCAUCUGGACGGGAUCAACAACACUCUGGCGAGGGAUCAUGCCCUUAACGCACCGCCAGCGUUCGCCGACUUUGUCUAUAACAUGGUCAAGAACAUGAUUGGCAGUUCGUCCUCUAGCGCUUGGUACUUUGUGUAUCAUCCCGACACGUACUGGACCCAUCAUUUCUCAAAUCAAAUCCGCUCCGAUGGACCACUCGGCAAGCGCUUCAUCGGCAUCUUUCAGGAUCUCGAUAUGGUCGUCAUCUUCAUGCGUGCCAUGAGACAGGCGCUUGCAUCAGACCCCAAGAUGCAAGAGGAUCCCCCGCAUUUCAAGCUUCUGAUCCCGGCCUACUAUCCCAUCGUCAUUACAUCGCCUCUUCAGUUCCCCAAGGAUCUGGAGCCCUUCAGCCUCUACUGCGACACGCACGACGGACAGCCCUUGGUCUGGAUGAACUUACCUGGGGUCGAAAAAGGAAUACAUGACAACAUCGGGCUUUACAAGCCCCCGCAAAGCCUCCUCAGCAAACUCUUCGGCUCGAAACAGAACACAGGCCCGCGAACCUUGGGUACCCUCGGCGACCCCGACGGAGGAAAGCUGUACGAGCUGACCGAUAGAAACGUCAACAUCGAGCAUCUCGCUGAGGGCGAGAGGAGAAAGUACAACAGAAGGGCCUCUCGGUCAGCCAGCAGUCUGAUAAGAGAGAAUCUGGCCCGCCUUGAAGACGACGCACCUCCGGCUUACGACCAACAUUCUUUCUGCAACGGCAAUAAUCGACCCCCCAACCGGAGAAACACCAGCGCCGGCAGCGACCAGAAGAAUGAAUUUGCCCGAUCCAGCAAUGAAGAAUACCCCCGAUAUGAGAACAACAGAGAGUAUCAACGAUAUGAGGCAGACGAAAAGACGAACGAGUUUGCCCGAGUCAGCAAUGAAGACUAUCCCCGGUACGAAAACAAUAGAGAAUAUCAACGAUAUGAGGCGGACGAAAAGACCAACGAAUUUGCCCGAGUUAGCAAUGAGGACUGUCCCCGGUACGAAAACAACAGAGAGUAUCAGAAAUACGGGACAGAUGAGAAAAUGCCUCUUUGUGGACGAAACGAAUUCUCAAGAUGCAACAGCGAGGAGUAUCCCAAGUAUGCCAACAACAGAGAAUACCAGAGAUACUCCGAUGACGAGAAACGCCCCAAGUCCGAGAAGAGCGAGUUCGAGCAUCGCCAGAAGAAGCAAUAUCCGAAAUACCCCACCGACGAGGAAUACCAGAAAUACCCCGUUGACGAGAAACGUCUGAGAUUCGAGAAGAGCGAGUUUGAGAACUGCAGGAAUGGGCAAUACCCGAAAUAUGAGAACGACAAAGAAUAUCAGAAGUACGAGGUGGACGAAAGGCCUCCUCUCUGUGGACGAAGCAAGAGCCAAGAAUACUCGAGAUACCACAGCACCAAAGAGUAUCAGAAAUCCGGCAACGAUGAGAAAUCGCCGAGAUCUUCUCCGAGAUCCUCAAAAGAUGCAUUCGAGAAGCGCAGGACCGACGAUUACCCCAAAUACAAGGAGGACAAGGAGGAUCCGAAGGAUGAGGAAGAUGUGGAGUCGUACAAAUGGAAUAGCGACGACGACAUGGACAACGCUUCCACCAUUGCGUCAGUUGCCUACCUCGACGAAGACGAAGAAGAAGGAGAGGCAUCCGAUCGGAAGCCCAGGUAUCAUUCUCGCCGACACCACAGGUCGUCUCCCCGUUACAGUACGACAUCUUUCGUCUCGAGCCUCGCUCCCACCGAGAGUGUUUUCUCCUCCACCCAGGGUUCCCACAAGGGGUACCGCAAGAAGCGCAGACGCAGACGCAACCACAGCCGGACUCGAUCGAAAGCCUGA